UUUCCCCAAACGAACUUAGUUCCAUCCCAACAAGUGUCAGUGUUUACCAAAAAAAUGCUAGUCAUUUUGAUAAUUCUGGCAAUAGGUGUUGCCUUCUAUUUCCUCAAACUGAAUUAUCAGUAUUGGGAAAAAAGGGGCAUUCCUGGACCCAAACCCAACUUUUUGGUGGGGAAUAUGGGCAGGAGUUUCAUCUUGAAAGCCUCACCUGGGGAGAUUUUCGCCGAAGCUUACCAUAAAUAUAAUGAGUCAGAAAUUGUGGGAAUGUACCGAGCGACCACUCCUGUCUUGGUCGUACGUGACCCCGAUUUGGUCAAAGAGGUCACAAUCAAAUCUUUUGACCAUUUUAGAGAAAAUGACUAUGAAGUGGACAAGAGACACGACCCCAUUUUUGCGAGAAAUCCCUUCGUUCUGAAAGGGGAGGAGUGGAGGACGGUUAGGGCCCAACUAACGCCAGGUUUCACCAGCGGAAAAAUGAAGUGGUUGUACCCUUAUUUGGAAAAAAUCAGCGAAAAUCUGGUCAAAUUUGUCGAAACACAAAUUAACACAAAUUGCGAAGUCAAAGAAAUCUGCCGCCGUUUCACACUAAAUAACGUCGCAACUUGCGCUUUUGGCCUUGAGGGCAAAUGUCUGGAAGAGGAAAAUAGCGAAUUUCGCCAACUGGCCAAAGAUUUUUUCACACCUCCGAGCAGUUUUUUCCUUAUGACGGUUUCCCCAACCUUGUCAAAGGCCCUAGCAGCUGGCUUUAUUAAAAAAACAAUCGUGAGUAAAUUUGUGGACAUGGUGACCCAGACCCUAAAAUACCGUGAGGAAAACAACAUCGUCCGAAACGACUAUCUCCACGUUGUCAGCCAAUUGAAAAAAAACUCAAACAACUACAAAUUCACCGAUAUUGAUGUGACAGCACAUGCUGCUGGUUUUUUUGGAGAAGGCUACGAAACAAGCUCGAUUUUAAUGAGCUUUGUGCUUUUCGAAAUUGCCCAAAACCCCCACGUUCAAAAUAAAUUACGUGAGGAAAUAAACAAAGCGUUUGAAGAGAACGGAACGUUACCGUACGAAGUACUACAAUCGCUACCGUACCUAGACGGUGUUGUUAAUGAGACACUCCGUAUCCACCCGCCGAUGUUUUCGCUCCAAAAAAUCUGCACCAAAAAUUUCACCUACACGUCCAAAAAUGGCAAUCAAGUGACCAUUGAAGCUGGAACGCCCAUUAUUUUACCAGUCUAUGGACUCCACCAUGAUCCCAAAUACUACCCAGACCCUGAAACGUUCAAACCGGAACGUUUUAUGGGCGAGAAUAGGGAAAAAUUGACCAAGUACACGUUUUUGCCAUUUGGGGAAGGACCAAGGAUAUGUUUAGGAAAACGGUUCGGAGUUUUGCAAAUCAAAGUAGGCCUUGCUUACAUUAUCCGAAAUUUCGAACUGUCGGUAAAUGGGAGAACGAUUUUACCGAUCAGGUACGACCCUAUUAAUAUCAUGACGGCUCCUGUUGGUGGGCUGUGGAUUGAUUUUAGGAAAAUAGAGACUUAAAUAAUAAGUAAUAACGUACUUAAAAUUAUCUGUUGAGGUAAUUAAUUUAUGGUAUUUUUUGUAUCAAAUGUUGUGACCGAAAUAAUGUACUAUAAAUACAUUUUCUGAAAUAAAGUAAUAAAAAAAUGUA
Tribolium castaneum (red flour beetle) is the source of this 1657-nucleotide messenger RNA. RefSeq names its product cytochrome P450 6k1. The record is from RefSeq and is a predicted model, not a curated record. Lineage: Eukaryota; Metazoa; Arthropoda; Insecta; Coleoptera; Tenebrionidae. The coding region runs from base 55 to 1527 and encodes 490 amino acids. Gene Ontology annotation, molecular function: monooxygenase activity; iron ion binding; oxidoreductase activity, acting on paired donors, with incorporation or reduction of molecular oxygen. The transcript has 6 exons.